Messenger RNA from Gallus gallus (chicken), 15288 nucleotides. It is a transcript of the gene PLXNB3, whose product is annotated as plexin B3. Gene Ontology annotation, molecular function: protein binding; semaphorin receptor activity. Gene Ontology annotation, cellular component: semaphorin receptor complex. The record is from RefSeq and is a predicted model, not a curated record. NCBI's taxonomy places the organism in Eukaryota, Metazoa, Chordata, Aves, Galliformes, Phasianidae. Gene Ontology annotation, biological process: regulation of cell shape; regulation of cell migration; positive regulation of axonogenesis. The coding region runs from base 5015 to 11623 and encodes 2202 amino acids. The transcript is spliced from 39 exons.
GGGGAGCGGAGCGGGGCGGCAGGUGAGGGGCGGCGCGGCCGGCGGGGGUCGCGGUGGGGGUGCGUCGCCGGUACGGCCGCGGCCGGGCUCGGAGGGUGGGGGGGCGUUAACGACGCGGUGCCGGGGGGCGGCGGGCGGCGGCAGGUGCGGCCCGGGGGCAGCGCUUUGUCUCCGCGUGGGGGAUGGGCGCGGCCCCGCGGGGACCGGAGUGCUGUGGGGCCGCCCGGGGCCGUCAGCUCGGCGAUGAAUCCCGCCCCGGGCCGAGCCCCGCGCCCGGCGGCGAACCGCGGUCCCGGUGCGGUGGAAGGGGGGGGGGGCUCCGGUAGCGGACUCCCGCGGGGGGGGGGGCGGUAGCGGGGCGGCCCCGGAGGGAAAGGUGGGAGCGGGGCCGUGCCGGGUCCCGGGCCGGGAGCUCCGCCCGAGUGCGGGGUGCCGGGAGCUUCCCAGCCCCGCGGGGCCGUGCCGCUCGGAGGGCCGGAGCCGGCAUCGUAGCGGCGGGAAGGAGCGAAGGGGGCGCGGGUGGCCCCGGCCCGGCAGAUACGGCGGCGGUUGGAGCGCUGAAGUCUCUGGCGCCGCUCCUGGGACCGCCGCACCGUGCCCGGCUCGCUCCGCGGUUAGACCCGUUCUGCGGACUUACAGCCGGCUCCAUCGCGGGCUGCGGGGAGCUGAGCCGACUGCCCGUAUCCCGCGCCGUGCUUCCCCGGCACCGCGGCGCACGGCAGGAGGCGGCUCCGAGACGGGCACCUCCGGUACGGGAAGGCCGUGUGCUCCGCGCUGGGGCCGUGCCCUCUCGAUCCCCCCGGCCCCGCAAUAGGAGCCUGUUGUGCCGUGCCGUGCCGGUGCCGUUGGGGCUCUUCCCGUCGGAACUUUGUGCGCUCGGUGAUGCCCGGCGCGGCGCUGAGCGCGGUGCGUUCGGGUCGGGAGUCGCCGUUUGAACGGAGUGCUUUGUGUAUGAAAUACAGGAAUCGGCGAGCGCUGCGUUAAUGGUGUCCCUGCGUGUGUGUGUGAGGUCGGCAGCCGAGCUGGGGCUGGAGGUGUUGCUGUGGGUCAGAAGGUUGGAGCGCUGUCCCGCGUUCUGCGAGGAAUGGGGCUGCUCGUUGCAAACAGCGCGGAGUCGUGCAAGUGGUAAUGGGGCGUUUUGGAGGCCGGCGUGUGUGGCAGCGCUGCGAUCCGCAGGGCAGGGGCUGGGCUUGGGCUGCGGUCGGGCCAGAGAGCUCCCAGAUCGCAGGGCCACCUAUGGAAUUUUCUCUUGAAAUGUCUUCCAACAUGUGAAAAGAGUUAGGUUAGUAAUACGAUUAACGAUAUCUAAUCAGAUUAAAAUUACCAGCAUAACUCUCUCGAGAAAGGUGAGCGCGGCGGACUGUCAGUGCUGUUCCCUCUGCUUUGUGCCGGGCUGAGGAGGGUCCUCUGAGUGCUGUGCUGGUGGGACCCAACGCACGCAGAGAGGGUCUGUGCUGUGGGAUGGGGCUGCCUGCCAGCAGAGGCGCCUGCCCGGGGGUGCUGCCCGGCUCUGUGCAAUGAGAAAGGAAAGGAACGGAUGCUGCUGCUCCCCGGAGCAGCGCUGGGUGGGGGCACGGCAUGCUUUGUGCUGUGGGGUCACCUGCUGAGGGGACGUUCAGAAGGAGGUGAGGCAGCCCCGGUCCUUCCUGCUUCUCAAAGCAAAGCAUGAGAACUUCAGCUUCUCCGCCUCCCUUGUUCGCCUGGGCACAACGGGAGCAGAGCUGGAGCCUUCCUGUUGCUCUUUGGUGAAGCCCUGCGUUUCAUGCUCAUCUGUCCGUGGCUCCUUUGUCACCUAUUGCAGAAUUACUGAAUAGAUUCAUCUUUUGCUGCUCGUCGGAGCCACAGGGGAGCUGCUUCUGCCUUGGUGGGAGCGUGCCAGCUGGCUCUCGUUGUGCAGGUAUCGUUUUCCUCACCCUGACAUCUCUGUCAUCUCUGACCUGGUGGCUGUGGUGGCUUCUUUGCAGGAGGUUUGCAUUGCUCUUUAUCUGAGCAUUGUCCCGUUUGCCCUCAGUGCAUGCAGGGAUUCCUUAGAGAGCACAAGCACAUGCUUUCUGCCCAGAGCCGUACGGGUUUGGUGUUGGUGCUGUGCAGCCAUCCCUCUGCCCUAUAGUGCCCCAUAGCCCGGACUGUGGGUGCUGGCACUGCAGCAUUGCUGAGGAUGCACCAACCUGUGCUGCCACUGCCAGGAGAAGCACAGGGGUUUGCUGUGAUCUCUGGAAGCGCUGCUGAAGUAAGGGCUUGUUUCCACUACUCAUAAUUUCUAUAUUUUUUUAGCCAAGAUUAACUGAGAGAUCAGAGUGAUUUCUGAGGUUACAGGAAGCAAUUUAGGUCUCCAUCUCGUUAACUACAAGCCGGCACUGCCUCCCAAUGCUUGUGGAAAAAAAGUGAAAGGAACAGAUGGUGUCAGCUUAGGUGGAUUUUAUUUUUGUCUCCUAUUUGGCAGAAGUUAAAGUCAUUUCGAUUCAGAGUCUCUUUUAAAGUGAGGGUACAACUUUCCAACCUCUUAUGCCACCCCCCUCAGAAAUGAAAAGGAGGGGAGAAAGAAGCGCAGCAGAGCUUUGUGUUGGUGUGAUCUGAUAGGGAGGUUUUCAAAGUUGGUCUAAAGCAGGAGGUGAAUCUUCGAGUGCUUCAGAUCCGAAGGAAAUUCCCAGAUGCCAGACUUUAAUUGCACGUGAACUUUACUUGUUUGCUUGCAGUAUAAACACUGCGAGCGCUGCAAAGAGCGCUUCUCGUGUGCCUGGCAAGUGGGUGAGCCUCACAUUGCUUUUGGCUUUGAAGUUUAACUUUGGAACGGCGCGGAGUGGGUGGGCUGAGCUCCCGCAGCCUCUGCUCUGCACCAGGGCUUCUGCUUUCAAAACCCCCUCCGCCCCGUAGCAGUCCUCUGUUAGAAAAUGGUGCUCGUUUCCUAAAGCGGAUGGUAUCGUUUUAUCUUGCUGCUCGUGUCUGUUCCCAUUCAUCUCGUGUCUGAGGUCUUUUGUCUGUGCCGGGGGGCUGUAGGUGUCACGACUCAGGGUGAAGCUGUUGCAGCAGGACGCUGCUUGCUGGGUUCUGUGCUUCAGGGAGGCAGGGGAAGGCUGUGCCUGGCACUGCGGGGGGGGGUUGGUUGUGUUCAGGCAUCUGUCUGUGCUGCUGGAACAAGCUUUCUGGCCAAAUUGCAUUUAGCUCUAUAAAUAGAGUGGGUAUAUUUGACGUCUUUCCCCACUGUAAUCUUUCUGAAAAUUACAGUGUUAGCAGAAGUGUGUUCAGCUUAAGGCUCCUACACAUGUGUGCAUCCCAAAUGAUUUUUGUUUUGAAUGCUUCCCAUAGCUCUCCUGUCCUGAGCCGUAGUGUGCUUUAUAGGUGACACUGCAGCUCUGUGUUGGGUCACAAAGAGCCGGAGGGCACAGAUCUGUGCUCUGCUCCUGGAGAACGUGUGCUCUUGGUGUCAGAAUCGUUUGAGUCGGAAGAGAUCCUUAAAGGCCAUCUGGUCCAACCCCUGCAAUGAACAGGGACACCCACAGCUCCAUCAGGUGAUCAUCCAGCUGACCUUGGGUGUCUGCAGGGACGGGGCACCACCACCUCUCUGGGCAACCUGUGCAAGUGCUUCCCUGGUCGUGCUGCUGCCUUCCAGCGGCUGCCCCGUACCCUGCAUGACACUGCGAGGAGUCCUGGGCUGCAGUCCCCGUGCAGUGCCAGCCUCUGGGAACAGCUGGCUGAGCGAGCACGGGAGGAAACGCUCCCAAUAGUGCUCCCUGAGUGCUCUGCUCAGAUGUGCAUCCCUCGGACAUGAAUUUGGGAUGCAGAAAGGAGCUGGGAUGUCAGAGAUGCACUUGUAUCUACUGGCCCAGACCUCAUCAGAAGUCAUGUUAGCACUGAAUGUAGGGUUUUGGAUAGCUUGGGUUUAACAGCCUCGAAGUUACUUGUUAACGCUUUCAGCUUUAAGCCUUAUUGUAUCUCAUGUUCCUCCCUGCAAGUGCUGGAGAAAGCAGAUCUGUGGAUUACCGUGCAGGAAGCGUUCAUGUGAGGGGGUUUGGUAACUUCUGGCAUCAUCUCUCUGCUGCCUUCCCCACCCCAGGGCCCUGAGCUCCUCUCACCCAUAGCCCACAGAUGGCUGUGCUGGAAAACUGAAGCACAGAACAGCUCUGGGCUUCUGAAUGCCACUGUCAAUGUUUUGACCUCCAUUUGCAUGCUGUUUGGCUUCCCGCAUGCAGAUCGCAGCCCAUUACUGAUUGAUUCUGCCCAACAGAAUGGUAAAACAGGCGUGUGGCGGCAUUCAUUGUAUGGGAGCGAUGCGUGCCGCUGUGGGAAGCAGAGAGGUGGGAACUGGGGGCUGUGCUUAUGUGCCAGCUCUUGUUUGCUCAUGUAGUGUUCCAAUAGAAGUUGCUGAGAUGAACUGUGGAAAUGUUGAGCAUAGGGGGAGACUAAUAGUGAGUUUGGAUUCUGACCCUUAGCUGGGAUGCAUCCUGGCUUACAUUUCGUGUCAACCUGCGGCUAUUAGGAGAGACUCGAAGCAAAGACCAUGAGGACUUCUGGCUUUUGUCCUCCACGUGGGUGCAGCUUUCUUGCGGCUCCAGCUGAGCUGUGUUUCCAUUGCUGGGCUUCCCAGCUGGGCUGAAGUCUCUGAAUUAAGGCUUUAAAUAGUAGAAAGCAUAGGCAAACUGGUAGCCACAUUGCAAGCCCGUGUUAUUGCAGAGCCAACCACUGCAGUGCACCCACAGCAUCCUACAGCAUGGACCACCUAUAGCCACAGCUCUCGCAGUGGAUUAAUGAAUGCCAAACUCAUUAGCUACAGACAAAUAACAUCUAAAUAGAGGUGACCUUCCGGAUAAUGACAAUGGCAGAUCCAUCUUGAGUUCAUCUCCAGGCUGGUCUUCUGCGUGUGAGAGAUGUUGUCCCUUCAGUGUGUUUUGGAAGCUGAGGUGAGGGAAGGAGCCCUGAUCUUCUGGCAGCUGCCAGGGGAAAACUUGAAGCAUACUCUUCAGUAAGAGAAAUGAAGGUGUCUCAACGUUCCCCAGAGUCCAGAUGAGUGUUUACCAUGCCUCUGGGAACGUUCCUCCUUCCCGUUCUUUGUUUCUUGGGAGUGGCAAUUCCAAGGGGACUGCAGUAUGUCACAUUCUCACGCAACGCUACGAAAUUCCUCCACCUGUCCAUGGAUGUGGAAUCGGGGACCAUUUACCUGGGGGCUACCAACUUCCUCUUCCAGCUGACACCUGAUCUGCUGAUGGAGAACAUGGUUCAAACUGGACCGGUUCUGGACAGCAAAGAUUGCCUGCCCCCAGUCUCAAAGCUGGAGUGCCCUCAGGCACACCACACUGACAAUCACAACAAGCUGCUUCUGGUGAACUCGGUGCAGAAGGAGCUCAUUGUGUGCGGCAGCGUGCACCAGGGCAUCUGUGAGAAGAGGAGCCUCACCUCCAUUGACCACGUUCUCUUCCGACCAGAGAGCCCCGGUGACACUCAGUAUGUUGCUGCCAAUGACCCCAAUAUCACCACCGUGGGACUCGUAGCCUACUCGAAGGAUGAGGUCCCCUUGCUGUUUGUGGGACGGGGGUACACCAGCCGAGGAGUCGGAGGGGGGAUUCCUCCCAUUACGACCCGGAAUCUCAGGGCCCACGGCAGCGAUGUUCAAGCAACAGACUCUCACUCUAUUUUCUCCUACGAGGAAACAGCCAAGCUGGCAGUGGGGCGGCUCUCCGAGUACAACCACCACUUCAUCAAGUCCUUCACUUACCGCUCGAGCGUCUAUUUCCUCUUCUACCGUCGAGACCUCAAGUCUCAGUCACGCGAGUACAAGACCUACAUCUCGCGAAUCUGCCUGGACGACUCUCACUAUUACUCGUACGUGGAGUUACCUCUGCUCUGCCAGAGCAAAACCAAUACGUACAGCCUCCUGCAGGCGGCCUACGUCACCCAGCCGGGGAAGGACCUGGCCCAGGGGCAGCUGGACACUGACGGGGAGGUGCUGUUUGCAGCCUUCUCUGCCUGGCAGGCUUCUUCGGGCAAACUGAGCGAGGAGUCCGCGCUCUGCAUCUAUGCCAUGGAGGAGGUGGACCGCCUGACCAACUGGACGAGGGAUGUGUGCUACAUGAGAGACGGGAAGUCGGAAGACGGGACAGAAGUGGCGUACAUUGAGUAUGAUGUCAGCUCCAACUGUGUCCAGCUGCCAGCGGACACCUUGUAUGCGUACCCCUGUGGCUCUGACCACACUCCCAGCCCCAUGGCCAGCCGGGUCCCCUUGGAAGCAGCCCCUCUCCUGGAGACAACAGAGUCUCGACUGACAGCUGUGGCAGUGAACGUGGAAGAUGGCCACACCAUUGCUUUUCUAGGAGACAGCAGGGGGAGACUGCAUAAGGUGUUUUUAGGAGCAAUGGGAGAUGCACACAUCUAUGCUUCUUUAGCCGUCCAGUUGAACAGCAUGGUGAGUGGAGACCUCCUGUUUGACCAGUUGCAGGAGCACCUCUUCGUCAUGACCCAGUCAAUGGUACUAAAAGUUCCCAUACUGGAGUGUUCCCUGUCCUCAGACUGCGAAUCCUGUCUGGCACUGAAGGAUCCUUACUGUGGCUGGUGUGUCCUUCAGGGACGGUGCAGCCGUCGCUCGGAGUGCUUGAGGUCUGGACUGAGUGAGCAGUGGCUCUGGAGCUUUAACUCUACACAGCAGUGUCUCUCUGUCCAGUCACUAACUCCAGCCAAUAUCAGCCGAGAGGAAAAGAGAAAUAUAUUCCUGGCUAUCUCAGACUUACCUUCUCUACGUGAGGAAGAAUUUUACUCAUGUUACUUUCAAGAUUAUGAAAGCCCAGCAGUUCUGACAGAGUCAGGAAUCAUGUGUCCUUCACCAGAUCCCAACCAAACACCAGCCUUGCCAGCAGGAGCAGAUCAUGUCACCAUAAAGCUCGUAGUGCGUUUCCAUGACAUCUUCAUUGCUUCUGUGGACUUCUCUUUCUAUGAUUGUGCUGCAGUGGCCCUGCUAUGGAAAUCAGCACCGUGCCAGAAAUGUGUGAGCAGUCCCUGGGGAUGCAACUGGUGCGUCCAGCAGCACCUCUGCACCCACAAAGCAGCCUGCGAAGAAGGAAAUAUUAUCUACAAUGAAAGGGCCCAGAUCCCAACUUCAAGUGUGUUCCCUUCUUCAGCAGCUCCCCUCACUAAGUCCUCUACUGUAACCCCAGUGGUGGCCAUAAAACCCAUCACUCCCCCUGUGCAUGCAGUACCAAGCACUGUGCCCCCCACAGAGCCCAACCACAUCACGCUCUCUGCUGCCUCCAGUUCAGUGACUGAGCCUACAGAAAUCAUCAGCAACCCAUACUCAACGCUCUCAACUGAAGCAGCGUCUCUCCAGGCCAUCACAGAACCCCCACUGCCACCACCAGCAGACAAACCUGCUGUCACUCUGCCAGGCACAGCUUUUCCUGCUGCAUCUAUUCUCACCACCCCAGGCAAAAAUGUGGAUCAUGCAGCCUUGCCAACCAUAGGGCCAUCCGCUGCCCAGGAGCCAUGGCACACUGAGCCACCUACCACUGUAGCAGCUACUCCUCCGUUCACAUCUUCGCCAGCAGUGACGCCUUCCCCUCAUGUCACCAGCUUCAGAUGGCCUCUGAGUUCUUUUCCUACCACAGAGGCCCUGACAUCUGCCAUCCCAUCUCCCCAAACCCCUGGCCAGAUGCCAGAGGACCCUUCUGCCUCUAAUGACUCUCCUGCCAUGCUGGGAACUGAAAUACCUGCAUCAGAGCCCCCACCAUCAGCUCCCCAAGACUCACUGCUGGGGGAGGACACAGAACUCCAGGACACAGAGGACUGGAUGGAUUUGCUGCAGGCUGAAAACGACACAUCUCCCUUCUCUGCUUCUACUCUUUUAUCGGGUGAUGGUGAUUCUUCAGAGAGGGAUGUCCCUGACUUACCCAGGAUCCUCCACUCUGACCUUGACUAUCAGUAUGAUGCCCCUGGGUUUUGGGAGAGUGAAGAGCUUAGUUGGGGUCCUGGUGCGUGUCCCUGUGUGCAAGGAAUCCAGGGAUCUUCUCUGUUUCCAGUCAACGUGGCGAGGAAGAUAACCCUGCUUGGAAAGAACUUCCACCUUUACCAGGACCAGCAGUGGGACUAUGAGUGUGUCCUGAAUUUGGAAGGGAAGACGAUGAUGAUGGAUGCUUAUGUGGAAGGGGAUGAAGCCAACCAGUCCCUGUGUUACAUCACUUGCCAGCUGAACCAGUACAGCUACACAGCACCUCAGCUCGAAUUCAAUGCCGUGGUGUUUGUGCAGAGGCGGCAACACCUUCGAGUGGACAGCGCUGCAGAUCUUCACGUGACUUUCUACAACUGCUCCGUGGGACACACUGACUGCAGCCGCUGCCAAACAGCCGACUCAAAGUACAGCUGUGUGUGGUGUGGCGGUGACAAACCCAGCUGCAUCUUCAGGGGCUCCUGCAAGGAAGACAUAGAAGACCUGUGUCCAGCACCUCUCAUUCACUCUGUGUACCCCCUGUCUGGACCAGUGGAAGGUGGCACUAGAAUCACCAUCACUGGCUCAAACCUCGGGCAGAAACAUCAAGACAUUGCAGAAACUGUCACUGUUGCAGGAAUUCCCUGUGCCGUAGAUGCUCAAGAGUAUGAGAUCUCUAGCAGCAUCGUCUGCGUCACCGGGGGGAGCUGGACAGAGAGACUGGGCCACGUUGUGGUGGAAGUGCCUGGAGGAGGACGUGGAGUCUCUGAGCAUAUCUUCACCUAUCAGAACCCAGAGCUGAAAUCCAUUGUUCCAACUCAGGGCCCCAAAGCAGGAGGAACCUGCCUUACCCUGCUGGGCUCAAAGCUGUUAACUGGACAUCCUAAUGAGAUCAGCAUCCUGCUCGGAGACCUCCCCUGCCACAUCCUCUCUGAGAUGACGGAGGAUCAGUUGGCAUGCCAGACGAGUCCCAGCAACGUGUCUAUAGAACUCCCAGUCACUAUCAAAUACGGGGACCAGGAGCGGAGGCUGGAAGGAUCCCUCUUCAGAUAUACUCUGGAUCCCAAUAUCACUUUUGCAGAGCCACCCAAAAGCUUUCUCAGUGGAGGGAGAGUACUCAGAGUUCAUGGAUACAACUUGGAUGUUGUACAGAGCCCGAAGAUUCGAGUUACAGUUUCUCCAUCUGAACGCCGGCGCCGAGGACUGGGGCGAUGGCGCAGAAUCAUCCCAGACACUGAGUGCCCCAGGGGUGCUCUGUGCAGCAUCCAGCAGUUUGAAGAACCGUGUCUUGUUAACUCCUCCUACCUGAUCCUGUGCAAAACUCCAGCCAUCAACCUGCUGCUGCGGAGUGUCCGCAUCAAACUGGAAUUUAUUCUGGAUAAUCUGAGCUUUGAUUUCAACUCAUUGCAUCCCAUGCCCUUCUCUUACGAAGUCAACCCCAUCCUCAAGCCUCUGAAUGCUGAAGAUCCUGCCAAGCCCUACCGUCACAAGCCUGGAAGUGUCAUUUCUGUGGAGGGGGAAAAUCUAGAUCUGGCCAUUUCCAAGGACGAAGUUAUGGCCAUGAUUGGGGAAGGAAUCUGUGUGGUGAAGACAUUAACAAGGAACCAUCUCUACUGUGAACCUCCCUCUGAGCAGCCAGCUCCACGGCAUCGCACAAAGCGGGAGGGCACUGACUUGCUCCCAGAGUUCACGGUGCAGAUGGGAAACCUGAACUUCCUCCUGGGCAGAGUGCAGUAUGACACAGAAAGCCAGCUCACCUUCCCGCUGGAGGCGCAGAUCGGUCUGGGUGUUGGAGCAUCCUUUGUGGCACUGAUUGUUCUGGUCAUUGUCUUCAUAUACAGGAGGAAGAGUAAACAGGCUCUGAGGGAUUACAAGAAAGUUCAAAUCCAGCUGGAAAAUCUGGAAACAAGUGUUCGGGACAGAUGCAAAAAGGAAUUCACAGACCUGAUGACUGAGAUGAUGGACCUCACAAGUGACCUUGUGGGCACAGGCAUCCCCUUCCUGGACUAUAAGUCCUAUGCAGAGCGCAUUUUCUUUCCGGGCCACCGUGAGUCACCACUGCAAAGGGACCUGGACAUCCCUGAGUGCCGUCGGCAAACUGUGGAGCAGGGCUUGGUCCAGCUCUCCAACCUGCUCAACAGCAAGCUCUUCCUCACCAAGUUCAUCCACACUCUGGAAAUUCAGCGCACUUUCUCCCCAAGAGACCGGGCCUAUGUGGCAUCACUGCUUACUGUGUCACUGCAUGGGAAGUUGGAAUACUUCACUGACAUCCUCAAAACACUCCUGAAUGACCUUGUGGAGCAGUAUGUGGCUAAGAACCCAAAGCUGAUGUUGCGGAGGACAGAAACAGUGGUAGAGAAGCUGUUAACCAACUGGAUGUCCAUCUGCCUGUAUGCAUUUGUGAGGGACUCUGUAGGGGAGCCACUUUACAUGCUGUUUCGAGGAAUCAAGCACCAGGUGGACAAGGGGCCUGUCGACUGGGUGACAGGGAAAGCCAAAUACACCCUGAAUGACAACCGCCUUCUGAGGGAGGACCUGGAGUAUCGCACUCUGACUUUAAAUGCUUUAACACAAGCAGGAGUUGCUGCAGGAGGGGCGGAGGACUCCCAGGGGAUUUCCGCUAAAGUGCUGGACUGUGACACCAUCACACAAGUGAAGGAGAAAAUCCUAGAUCAGAUUUAUAAAGGGAUGCCGUACUGUCACCGACCAGACCCAGACACCCUGGAUCUCGAGUGGAGAUCAGGGCUGGCAGGUCAUCUGAUCCUGUCUGACGAGGACGUGACAUCUGUUGUUCAAGGAACUUGGAAGCGCCUGAACACUCUUCAGCACUACAAGGUGCCUGACGGAGCAACAGUAGCUCUGGUUCCACGGCUGACCAAACAUAUCCAUAGAGAGAAUCAAGAUUAUAUCCCAGGAGAGAAAACACCUAUGCUGGAGGAUGCGGAUGAAGGUGGGAUAAAACUUUGGCACCUGGUAAAACCAACAGAAGAGCCAGAGCUUCCCAAGCAUCGCCGUGGAAGCUUGAGAGAUCGGGAGCGAGCCAAGGCAAUCCCAGAGAUCUAUCUGACACGUCUGCUCUCUAUGAAGGGCACUCUGCAGAAGUUUGUGGAUGACUUGUUCCAGGUGAUCCUCAGUACCAGCCGUCCUGUCCCUCUGGCAGUCAAAUACUUCUUUGAUCUGUUGGAUGAGCAAGCAUUACACUAUGGGAUUGCAGACCCUGAGACCAUCCAUAUCUGGAAGACAAACAGCCUCCCACUGCGGUUUUGGAUCAACAUCAUCAAGAAUCCCCAGUUUGUUUUUGAUGUGCAGACAUCAGAUAAUGUAGAUGCUGUGCUCCUGGUCAUUGCGCAGACCUUCAUGGACUCCUGUACCAUUGCUGACCAUAAGCUAGGGCGCGACUCUCCGAUAAACAAGCUGCUCUACGCUCGGGACAUUCCUCGCUACAAGCAGAUGGUGGAAAGGUAUUAUGCAGACAUUCGCCAGACCAUCUCUGCCAGUGACCAGGAGAUGAACUCUGCCCUGGCUGAGCUAUCACGGAAUUACUCAGGUGACCUCAAUUCCCUGGUGGCUCUGCAUGAAUUGUACAAAUACAUCAAUAAGUACUACGACCAGAUCAUUACUGCCUUGGAAGAAGACCCAACAGCACAGAAGAUGCAGCUUGGAUAUAGGCUACAACAGAUUGCAGCAGCUGUGGAGAAUAAAGUCACAGAUUUGUGACGGGUGCAGACAGACUGUUCUCCCCUGGCUGGACAGGGACAGUGCUCGUCCUAGCUGUAUGCAGGGUAUCCUGCUGUCAUUGGAACCAGACUCUCCGAGGAGCCAGCGAGUGACAUGAACGGGGAUGGCCAAGGCAGUACCAAGUACAAGCGUCCUUGCAUCUCAGAGAAUAUUUUUUUAAAGUUGUUUUUUUUUUUUUUUUCCUUUUCAAAAGCAAAACAAAUGAACUUCAGUUUUCCUCUGACAGUCUCAGGGGACCGCGCAGCUCCUUCCUACAGAUGUUACGUGAAUGUGCCAAGCUUCUAAAUGCUGCUGUUGAAGAGCCAGGUGGCAGCACCAAGCACCGUGUCUGUGGAGUCCUUGGCCUUGCGUGGGUGCCCUUGCCCAGUGCUGGGAGGCUCCCCUGCUGUGACUGCUCAUUUUACUGGGGAUACAGGAAGCUUUCCCCUGGUCUACAGCUGCACUGACCUCCAUCUCCAUUUGGAUGGAUUAGUGAGCAGUCCUGCUCUAUUCCACCCGAGAAGCUUCUCUGCAGCAAUGUUUUCACUAGUUCUGGAUGUUGGAUGUAAAAAGGAGAGGGACCAAUGGCAAAGGUCUCUUGCUGCCCAGAGUUCUGGUCCUGCUGCUUGGGUGCAGCGUCUGCUUGGAUGGGAUACAUUCACUAGCACGCAGGCUUGCCCAAGAGCCCACUGUAAAUGGACCACUCCCUUGCCCUUUACCCCAGGACAGAUUUAGCAUGCAAGGAGUCGGCUGUCUGGCUCAUCCCCAUCUCCACUGACCCAGCUCUGGAUCUGUCAGAAGUUCAGGGGUUGUCCUGCUCUUUGGAAAAGCACAACAAUGCCUUGUGCCACUUCCCCUUUCCUCUGGUAUCUAGUUGUUCUGCUGCUCUGAACUGGACUUGUAAAUACCCUCAGAAGGAUAAUGUAUUUAAAUGCUAAAGGAGAAUGUUUAACUUUGUGGCUUUGAGACAAAGCUUUUCUUGGAGAAGCAUCUCUGUGCACUUCUACUGACAAACGUCUGUCAGCACUGGAGCAAAGUUUUCUCCACUGCUUUGUCUGCAGGGAUAACUUGUGGAUGUCUCCAUUGUCGUAACAGCAGCUUGCUUUUCCCCACAGCUCAGUUUGAGGCUUAGCUGUGUGUUUCUGUUAGACUUGCCUUACACCUCAGUUUCACCUCCCAAACUCUCCUGUUGUGGCACGCAGAAGGGUGAUUUGGUGACCUGUGAACUCAAGGGAGCCAUGAAGCACAACCACGUUCCUGAAGGGCAUCUGGUGUCCUGCAAACAGCAGUGACUGGUGAAAGGAAAUCAAGGCCAGAGCAGGUGUGCCAUUAGCCCCCAGCCGUAGCUGGGCAGCUCCUCUGCUCCCUCCUGGAGCGCAGUCAGGGGGCCUCACAGCGCUCUGCCCAUAGUGAGUGAAUUCCGAUUUUAAAGGGUAUCCUUCACUUUCUUGUCCCCCAUUGAGUCCAUGCUGAUGUCCUUCAUUCCUGAGGCAGAUCAGGUCUGACUCCUCUGACACUGCCCUCAGAUGGUGGUUGUGCAGGCCUGGAGAGACUAGAGCUAGAUCAGGGCAGGAUCACGUCCCUACCUCUUUACAUUGCGCAUAGCAGCAUUUCCAGGCCUGUGAAUCAGCCAUGUGGCUUUGUGUGAGCACUGUGCAGUUGCAGGAUUCUUUCCUAAGCAAUACAACCAGCUAGUGUUGGCAUCUCUUCCUGCAAAGCCAGUGCUUUCCCAUGAGCUCUCCUAUCAGCAGCAUUCCCAGGUACUCUUUGUGCUUAGAGCGCUGCUGUCUUGCCAUGCAGAGCAGCUGCUGAGCGGGCCCUGUGAAGAGCUCAGUGCCUGCCAGCCUCCUUCUCCAGAGGGCACCAGGUCGCGUCUGUCUCUUGCCUGACCACCCCAUUCCAUGGAACUCGUGGGAACUUAGCUUCUCUGAAACCUCUGUCUCAACACAACCUAGUAAAAUUAGCCCCCAAAAAGCUGGGGUGGAAGAAAGGAGUUGGCAGUGUCUGCCAGGAGCUGUGUGCAGUAGGCUGCUACUGGUUUUGUGGGAUUUUCUCUCUGCUUUCCCAGAACGAGGUGGCACAGGACUUGAUUCUGGAUCCACCUCACAUGAGUAAGGGAGGAAGACUCAGGAGCUCUCCUAGGGAUCCAGGUCUCUCCUGCUCUGCGCUGGCAGCUCUGUGUCCUGUUGUGUCUCCUCUGCUGUUAUUUGCUGUGGUUGGAUGAGUUCUGUCCACACAGCUGGCUCAGGCUGCCAGGGAAGCAGGCUCCACAUCCUCUUAACUUCUCAGUAGUGCUCCUGGGUGUUGGAGAUUGUUUACUUUCUCUGAGUGUAUCUGUGAAAGUCUGCUUUUAUCAAAGCAAUAAUCAAGACGUAAGAGUAGAGCUAAAUAGAAGUGAUUUCUUUAACAUCUCAACUUCGUCCCUACAUGGCUGACCAGGAGGCACUGCCCAGUGCACGGGGGGUGACUGGUGCCCAUCUUUCCCCACUGCUUGUCUUCAGAGUCCUAGGUGCCAGUGUCCUCCUCACUGUGGGCACGUGCUGCAGCUCCCUCGCUGGGUGCUUAGGCUUGGCCCCAUUUCUCUCCGUCCACACCACACUCCUGUGGCAAAAUCCAUUACUUCAACAGGGUUCUGUUGCAUUGAAAUUUGCACAAAACAGCUUUUAUUAUAAAAUUCCCUAGUGCAGGGAAGACUUAUUUAUUAUUUUUCAUAAUCCAAGUUUCUUCCAGUCUCUGCCUGGUUUCUUGACCAGCUUGUUGGGCGCGCUGGGGAUGGAAGGAGGCCCCUCUGAUGCUCCUGCAGGCAGCAGGCUCUCUGGUCAGCAGCUGCCUCUCUCUUUCUGCAGAAUGUAAGUGCUGUGAGAUGUCACCAUGUUAAUCGUGUCCUCAGAAAGAUGUUCUUGAAUGGUGGGUUUGGAGUCUGCUUUGUACUGCGGUCAGAGAAAUAAAUGUGGUUUCACCGUGGUCUGCAUGAAACACUGAUAACUGAUCAGUAUUAAGAUAAGUGUCAUUAGUGAGUUUGAAUGUCUCCUGUCAGUAUGGCUAGGAGUAGCCAGCACCCACACAAUGUAGAUAUGAGAGUGCUUGCUUUCAUCUGUUUGGUGGCAAACGUAGGCUGUAUCUGGAAGCUUUUUUUCUUUAGUAGAAAAGAUGGGUAACUUUUUUUAAAGAAAACAAGAGGGCUUUUAGAUCCUGCUGCCUCGGUGGAAUGCCAUUUCUUUUUCAGGUAUGCCCCAGUUGCAGCAAGAUGCUGCUUUUUUGGUGCCUUUCUUGUCAGAAUGAUUGUUUUGGUUUCCAGAAUACCUAGUUUGUUCCUGUAGCCCUUCGUCCUGGUCUUGUCUGGGUACCUGCCCUCUCCCAGCCAAGCAACUUGGUGUCUCUGUUACAGUACGAUCUGACCUGCUUUUGUGCCCUGCCACACCUUGAGUUCUGCUCAGAGCACCUGAGGUACUGUCUUUCUCAAAUUGGAAUUAAUAAUUAAUAUAAAAAGCUUGAAAAAUCUGAAUUUUGUUACAUAGUGUAAUAACUGUUUGUAGAUACUGUUCUGAGAUGUAGGAAUCUUUUGGUGAUAUAAGAGGUUUUGUCUGUAAAUAAUCAGUUUAGAGUUCAAAUGAUUUUAAUAAAGAGAAUUCUUACACAAUAAUUCAAUAAAUUUUAAUAUACAA